Messenger RNA from Ilex paraguariensis (yerba mate), 390 nucleotides. Lineage: Eukaryota; Viridiplantae; Streptophyta; Magnoliopsida; Aquifoliales; Aquifoliaceae. The record is from the annotation of a GenBank genome assembly.
AUGAUCGUUUUAUUAAUUGGGUCCCUAGGAGAGUCACGCGGCAAAGUGGGAGUUCUGAUCGUAGCAUUGAACACUCACCACAACACUCACAUCACUAGGGAAGGGUUGGAGGUAAAGGCAGUGGAGUUUCUUCUCCCUUCUCCCUCAUGGGAGAGAAAGGAUUCAUCCGAUUGUAGUCAUGGCCUGGCUCCCUCUACUCCUGGAAGAUCCCGAUUGAGAUCCGUUACUUGCGGUGAUGAAACUCCUGAUCGCAGCCCUGCUAUUCCAAAAUUCGGUGAAUGGAAUGAAAGUGACCCUGCGUCAGUUGAAGGGUUCACUCACAUUUUUAAUAGAGUGCGAGAAGAGAGACAGGUUGGUGCAGGAACGAAGGUACUUGUCAUGCCAACUUAG